Messenger RNA from Rotaria socialis, 606 nucleotides. The record is from the annotation of a GenBank genome assembly. Lineage: Eukaryota; Metazoa; Rotifera; Eurotatoria; Philodinida; Philodinidae.
AUGACUUCAGAGCAACGUCGAUCUGGUAAUAACAAUCGACAACAGCAAACAACAAUUAAUACAAAUGUGAAUCUACCCAGAGAACCUUCUGAUACGUCAACAUUUGAUAAAUUGAUGAUGUAUUUUACUAAAACUAAUCCAGAAUAUUCCAUAUCUGAUUUCACUGAAGCUUUAUAUUCUUUUCGACAAAAUCGGCAAACAUUAGCUGGAAUUUCUCUAACACAACUUGAAGAAGGUGUGUUAAAUAUAGUUCGAAACAAGUAUCCGUCAAAAGAGAACGAUAUUGACACCAGUGAAACUGAAAAUACAAGUGAAACUACAAAUGAACAGUCUGUUGCUGCUGCUCUUUGGAGUACAUUUAAACGUUAUCGAGAACGUGAAGAAUUAUCAAAAAAAAGCGCAAAUGAUAAAACUAAUCAAGCUGCUGUAGCAGAAGAGCAGUGUCUUAUUUGUCUUGAAAAUUUAAGUUCCAAGAAAACAGAAACAUUUACAUGCAAACAUACAUUUCAUCGAAAUUGUCUUGAAGAAUGGUUUAAAAUCGAACGAACAUGUCCUCUGUGCCGUAAACUAUUACUUUUCAAUGAUGAAUUUCCCGCUUUGGUGUGA